GCAGCCAGCCUGCUGGAGGCCUAGGUCUGCAGUUGAGGAGAGGCCAGCCUGAGCCUACAGUGCCAGCACAGGACAGAGUUACCAGGCAGACCCAGGACAGGAUGAGCAGCCCAGUGCACCGAGUUUCGUUGGGGGACACCUGGAGCGGGCAAGUGCAUCCCGACAUAGACAGCGAGAGGCGCACACAGUCCUUCGAAGUGGAACGGCUCACCAACAUCCUUGACGGAGGUGCCCAGAACACCGCGCGCCGGAGGAAAGUUGAGAGCAUCAUCCACAAUGACCCAGAGUUUAGCUAUAAGGAUAACUAUUUCAUGACCCAGAAUGAGCUUUACGAGGCUGCCAUGCGGAAGACAUUCCACAUCCGCAUGCUGACACAGAGCCUGGGCUGGUCGGAAGAGGAAGUAAUCUACGCUUACAGAUCCCUGUCUGGAGACACAGUGUUAGGUCUGAACACAGUCUUCCUGAAAGCCCUCAGGAGCCUGGGCUCGGAGGAACAGAUUGCCAAAUGGGAGCCACUCUGCAAAACGUGCCAGGUCAUCGUAACAUACGCCCAGACAGAACUGGGACACGGGACAUACCUUCAGGGCCUGGAGACCGAAGCCACCUAUGACGCAGCCACCCAGGAGUUUGUGAUACACAGCCCCACGAUAACUGCCACCAAAUGGUGGCCUGGGGACCUGGGACGGUCGGCCACGCAUGCCCUGGUCCUGGCCCAGCUGAUCUGCUCAGGAGCCCGGCGGGGCAUGCACGCCUUUAUUGUGCCCGUCCGGAGCCUUGAGGACCACAGCCCGCUGCCAGGAAUCACUGUUGGGGACAUCGGGCCCAAGAUGAGCUUUAAUCAAUUGGACAAUGGCUUCCUGCGACUGGACCAUGUGCGAGUCCCGAGGGAGAACAUGCUGAAUCGCUUUGCACGGGUCUUGCCAGAUGGCACCUACAUCAAGCUUGGGACAGAACAGAGCAACUAUCUUUCCAUGGUGGUGACACGGGUGGAAAUUCUGUUGGGAGAGAUCCUCCCCCUGCUGCAGAAGGCUUGCGUCAUCGCCACGCGCUACUCGGUCAUACGCCGCCAAUCCCGGCUCCGGCCCAGUGACCCAGAAGCAAAAAUCCUGGACUACCAGACACAGCAGCACAGACUCUUUCCUCAGCUGGCCAUGAGUUACGCCUUCCAUUUCCUGGCAGUCAGCAUCUUGGAAUUCUUCCGGCGCUCCUACAAUGCCAUUCUGGACAGAGACUUCAGCCUCCUGCCUGAGCUCCACGCACUGAGCACAGGUGCAAAGGCCAUGAUAGCAGACUUCUGCAUCCAGGGAGCCGAGAUGUGCUGCAGGGCCUGUGGCGGACACGGAUACUCAAAGCUGAGUGGCCUGCCAUCACUGGUCACCAGAGUGUCGGCAUCCUCCUACUACGAGGGUGAGAACACAGUGCUCUACCUGCAGGUGGCCAGGUUUCUGGUGAAGAGCUACCGGCAGGCUCAGGUGUCCCCUGGAUCCACAUCACAGAGGUCUCUUCCUUCAUCUGUCGCGUAUCUUACUGCACCUGAUCUGUCCAGGUGCCCAGCCCAGAGGGCAGCCGACUUCCUCUGCCCGGAGCUCUAUACCACGGCCUGGGCUCACGUGGCAACCAGGCUCAUAAAGGAUUCGGUACAUCAUUUACAGACCCUGAUGCAAUCUGGGGCGGACCAGCACGAGGCCUGGAACCAGACCACUGUCAUACUCCUCCAGGCUGCUAAGGCGCACUGCUACUAUACCUCCGUGAAGAGUUUUAGUGAAGCUCUGCAGAAACUAGAAAAUGAACCUGCAAUUCAGCAGGUGCUCAAGCGUCUCUGUCACCUCCAUGCCCUACAUGGUAUCUUGACGAACUCAGGCGACUUUCUCCAUGAUGGCUUCCUGUCUGGGGCCCAGGUGGACAUGGUGAGAACGGCCUACCUGGACCUGUUCCUCCCGAUCCGGAAGGAUGCCAUCCUGUUAACUGAUGCUUUUGACUUCACUGAUCGUUGUUUAAAUUCAGCACUUGGCUGUUAUGAUGGAAAUGUCUAUGAACGCCUGUUCCAGUGGGCUCAGAAGUCACCAAUCAAUACUCAGGGGAACCCUGCCUAUGAGAAAUAUAUAAGACCAUUAGUACAAAGUCAGAGAUCCAAGCUAUGAAACAACCAACAACAUUCAAGAAGCAAGCAGCACCACUACGUGAUAAUGGUACUAUGGCAUAUAUAUAAAAUUAAAAUUUAAAAUUA
Molecule: messenger RNA, 2227 nt
Organism: Propithecus coquereli (Coquerel's sifaka)
Lineage: Eukaryota; Metazoa; Chordata; Mammalia; Primates; Indriidae
Gene: ACOX2
Product: acyl-CoA oxidase 2, branched chain
Exons: 15
Coding region: 102-2141 (679 amino acids)
Biological process (GO): lipid homeostasis; very long-chain fatty acid metabolic process; fatty acid beta-oxidation using acyl-CoA oxidase
Cellular component (GO): peroxisome
Molecular function (GO): FAD binding; fatty acid binding
Source: RefSeq, a predicted model, not a curated record